This is a messenger RNA of Oncorhynchus nerka (sockeye salmon), 3302 nucleotides long. RefSeq names its product lysophosphatidylcholine acyltransferase 1-like. Gene Ontology annotation, molecular function: 1-acylglycerophosphocholine O-acyltransferase activity; lysophosphatidic acid acyltransferase activity. Bases 163 to 1743 code for a protein of 526 amino acids. Lineage: Eukaryota; Metazoa; Chordata; Actinopteri; Salmoniformes; Salmonidae. Gene Ontology annotation, cellular component: endoplasmic reticulum. The record is from RefSeq and is a predicted model, not a curated record. The transcript has 14 exons.
CCGCCCCACUCAACGAGUUGAUGUUUCUGGAGCAUACCUAUCAGCGCCAUCAGUACAUGUGUCGCUAGCCUAGAAAGUCGGUUUCAAAGAAGCAUUGCCUGUUUAUUGUGGAAUAGAAAAACCGUUGCGAACUGAUAAGUGUUAGUUUAUUUGUUUUCAGUUAUGAAGUUGCCAGAUGAGCAGCAUCCUUCCUUGGAGAUUAGAGAUAGGUCGGAUUUGCCAACCCCUUUCAGAAAUCCUUUCGUUCACGAGUUACGAUUCACCCCCUUGGAGAAAAUCAGGAUUGGUGUGAUGACUGUGACAGUGUUCCCAGUACGGUUGUUCUUUGCAGUGUUCCUCAUGUUGCUGGCCUGGCCCUUUGCCUUCGCUGCCUCUCUGGGACGAUCUGAACUGGCCGUGGAGACCGAGACCUGGUGGAGGAGGAUCUGUGACAUAGCCCUGCGGGUGCUCAUGCGUGCCAUGUGGUUCUGUGGAGGUUUCCAUUGGGUGACGGUGAAGGGGGAACCGGCCCCGCCCUCGCAGGCGCCCAUCCUCACCCUGGCCCCUCACUCUUCCUACUUCGACGCCAUCCCCAUUACCAUGACCAUGGCCUCUAUCGUCAUGAAGACCGAGAGCAAGAAUAUCCCCGUCUGGGGUACUUUGAUAAAGUUCAUAAGGCCAGUGUUCGUGUCGCGGUCGGACCAGGAUUCUCGUAGGAAGACAGUUGAGGAGAUCAAACGCAGAGCCCAUGCUGGAGGGGAGUGGCCUCAGAUAAUGAUAUUUCCAGAGGGGACAUGUACCAACAGAUCCUGCCUCAUCACAUUCAAGCCUGGGGCCUUCAUUCCAGCAGUUCCAGUUCAACCAGUAGUCCUGCGUUACCCCAACAAAAUGGAUACCAUCACAUGGACAUGGCAAGGCCCUGGAGCGUUUGAGAUACUGUGGCUGACACUGUGCCAGUUUCACAACCCCAUAGAGAUUGAGUACCUACCGCUCUACACUCCUUCAGAGGAAGAGAAGAACAACCCUGCUCUGUUCGCCAACAAUGUCAGACACAUCAUGGCCAAGGCCCUGGAGCUGCCCAUCACAGACCUGUCAUUUGAUGACUGCCAGCUGAGCCAAGCAAAGGGCCUGUUGCGUGUCCCUACCAACAGCAGCCUACUGCAGUUCAAUAGACUCGCUCGAAGGCUCGGGUUGAGAACAGGGACUACAGAUACAGUCUUACAGCAGCAGGCUAGCAGAGCCAGGAACAUUUGGGGAUACAGACUGGGAUUGGAGGACUUUGCUCAGUACCUCGACCUACCUGUGACUGACAUGCUCACAGAGUUACACAGCCUUUUUAACCAGCAUGGAGAUGACCAAAUAGAUGUCAGGGAGUAUGUGAUAGCCCUGUCUGUGGCGUGUCAACCCUCUAAAGCCAUGGACACCCUCAGGCUCGCCUUUGGAAUGUACGAGGCGAAGGAGGACAGGGCGAUCGUGGAAAAAGAGCUGGCGUCCAUUUUGAGAACGGCGUUGGGAGUAGCAGAGGUCGACGUUACAGAGUUGUUCUCAGCAAUCGACACACUUGACGCGGGGAAGAUCACACAUGAUGACUUCUGUCGGUUUGUGGUGCAGCACCCAGACUUUGCUCAGGAGUACCUUCUCUCCUCCAGGGAAACCCCCUCUACCCCCCACACCGUCCCGCUGACCAACGGGUUCAGUGUGGACCAUUACAACUCAGAGGAGCCGACCUGCAGCCUCUCUGGACAGAAGAAGAAAGAAGACUGAGAGACACUCAAAUGGAUCCAUCUACUGCCUAUGACAGAGAGAAAGGAGGGAGGAGGGAUAGGAGGAGGAUUGGACCUCUACCAAACAAAUCUAUAUUCUACAGUUACUAUAUCUUCUCUGUCGUUGUGGCCUGUAUGUUCUACCAGAGAGAAGGAGCGAGGGAUAGUUUAUUUCGGGAUAAGGAGGGGUGGAUAGAGAGGGAAGUAAGAAACUAUCAGACGGAUAGAGGAGAUUGAGACUGUGAAAGGGGGAGAUGGUGGUGGAGAAGGGUUGGGUAUGUUGAAGUAGAGUAGAGGAGGAUGAGGGAGAGAUGGAUAGAGAUAGUUGGUUAGUGAGAGGAUAUGAGGGAGGGUGGAGCCGAUCCGUUCCUCCGGACACCAUCUCACACCAAUACUCCAUCUUUGUUUUGUCUACUAGUGUUUUCAAGGACUUCAUGCUUUCUAACUUUCCAACAUGCUUUCUCACUUUUCAACAUGAGUUACAGAAACUGGAUACCUGAACACUUUGGCUAUUUAUUGUAAAAAGGGUUUUACUUUUUUCUUAUGUAUAGGUAUUUAUUUGUCUUUCAUUUUUAUCAAACUAUCUAUGUCUGUUAUUAUGACUACUGUGCACUCUCCAGUAAGAUUUUUAUUUUUAAGAUUAGUUUUAUCAGGUGAUUAAGCACCAAACUGAGCUCAGCUUAAUCACUGCCUUUCAUAACGAGAUUGACUGAGAUUAAUUGGAUCAAGCUGAAACGGGAUAACAUCCAGACUCAAACUAUUCUUCAACUAAGCAUCUCCCUGCCUUGUAGACCAUAGCAACUCACAAGACAUUAAACUGUUAAAAUGGAUGAAUAUGGGACCAAACUUCAACUUCUUUUUAAACCAGGGGCCUCUUGCGUGUUCAUAUUGAGCUCCUUAUUGCCUUUUAAACCAUAAACAUGUGUUAUUUUAAUGUUGUCUGAGCUUAAGUGAAGCAUCUAACAGCAUAAGUAUCUUUAUUUUCAUAAGCAUAAAGACUGGGGUCUUCAGAUGAACAUGUGUUGUUUUCUCUUUUCUUAUUGGAUGAACAGAGUACCAGAGUUGGGAUCCAUCUCAAAUGGCACCCUAUACUCUAUAUAGUGCACAUUUGUCUCUGGUCAAAAGCAGUGCACUAUAUAGGGAAUAGGGUGCAUUUCGGACAUAGCCUCAGUUAAAAUAUUCAGUUAAGAUGUUUCCCUCUUUUUUUUAGUUACCUCUCAUAUCACUCUGGAAGUAAGUUGCCCUUAGGCAAAGAUCUAAGAUCAUCUCACCUUGCUGAAAUUCUAACAUGAACCAUUUAAGCAUCGGCAAUCAUGAAACUGAUCUGGGAUCAGUUCUGACCUUUAUGAUAAGCAAUCAAUCUAUUGCCUUUUCGUACUGGUUUUGUUUUUGAAUUCUCUGUAGUUUGGCGACACCUUUUGUAUGUUGUACAUUUGUGGUAUAUAAAUCUUUGAAUGUUUUUGAGUAUUCAUUUAGUAAGAAAGUGGAUUGGAAAUUAUGAAUACCUAUGCAGUGCUCCAUGCCUGCAAUGUUGAGAAUUAAAUCAUGACAUUUCCACAA